AUGCGCGUACAUUUGGGUGAUGAUAAUAAUGCAGCACAAUUUUCAAGAACUCUUUUGGAUAUAGGAAAUGGAAAUAUUUUAAAUAAUGAUGGUGAAGUACUAAUAGAACCAACAAUUGCAACUAGCGUCACUGGACAAGACAAAUUAAUAGCUAAUGUUUACCCGCAAGUCACCCAAAUUUCAGAGAAAACGGAUGAUUGGUUACGCGAACGAGCGAUUUUAGCACCUAAAAACGAUUCCGUUACAAGUAUAAAUAAUAAAAUUCUUUCAAUGUUUAAGGCCCACCAACAAACUUAUCUUUCUAUUGAUAAUCUGACUGAUCAAGAUAAUUCUAUUGAUAUUCAAAUUGAAUUUUUAAAUUCUUUGAAUCCAUCAGGACUUCCUCCGCAUAAACUGGACUUGAAAAUUGGGGCUCCAAUAAUACUUAUGAGGAAUUUAAAUACACCGAAAUUAUGCAAUGGUACUAGAUUACGGAUGGUAACUAUGCAGAGGGACGUGAUUGAAGCUACAAUUCUUUCCGGCUCAGCCCAAGGUCAAGUUGUUUUUAUUCCCAGGAUACAGAUGAUUACUAAUGAGUAA
Molecule: messenger RNA, 579 nt
Organism: Myzus persicae (green peach aphid)
Lineage: Eukaryota; Metazoa; Arthropoda; Insecta; Hemiptera; Aphididae
Exons: 1
Coding region: 1-579 (192 amino acids)
Source: RefSeq, a predicted model, not a curated record